AUGUCUUCAAUCCUCCAGGAAAGAGGGUUUCCAGCUGAAAACCCGUUGACAUCAUACUGGCUUCAAGAUCCCCAUCGGCUAGCCUCUUUCCGAUGUUCAGAUGAAGUUCCAGAUCAAUGCGACAUCGCUAUCAUUGGCACUGGCCUAGCCGGUGUGGCUACCGCAUACCAUAUUCUUUCAGAUCCAAAUCUCAGAAAAAAGCCAAACAUUGUCUUGCUCGAGGCUCGCCAGGCCUGUGCCGGGGCGACCGGACGCAAUGGGGGCCAUCUUAAAUUAGCGACGCGGAUUGCGCAGCACUUUGGGGCCAAAUACGACCCCAGAGAAAUGGCAGAGAUUAUCGACAAUCAACUUGAUCAAAUCACUGCCUUGCAAGAGGUAGUUGAAAAAGAAAAGAUUGAUUGCGAGUUUCGUGUAACACGCUCUUUUGAUAUCUUUUUUGAUGAAGAUGAUGCUCGAGAGGCCCACGAGUUCGUGGUUUCUCGGCAGGCGGAAGGGGCUUCGUGGGCUCAGCACAUUACAUGGAUUGACGCUUCCGAGUCGGACAAGAUCACCGGUAUCAAGGACACCAAAGGUGCAUUAAGCGUGCCUGCAGCCUCACUUUGGCCAUACAAACUCGUCACAGCUUUGCUAUCAAGAGUCGUGGAAAUGGGUGGCAAGCUCUUUACUGAGACUUAUGUCACAGAAGUGGAAGAACUGGCCGGCCAUACAAAAUUGACAACGUCGAGGGGCGCUUUGAACACGAAGAAGACUAUUUUUGCAACCAACGCCUACACUGCAGCCUUGCUACCGCAAUAUAAGGAUGUCAUUACACCCUUCAAGGGCCAAAAUUCCCACCUGUCUCCUUCGCCAUCUUUCCAAGUCCCCAAAUCCCUGGAUCACACCUACAAUCUGCAUUUUGACAAGAAAUACGCAGAUUACCUUAACCCAAGACCGGACAAUUCGAUAAUCCUUGGGGGUGGAAAGUGGACUUAUGAGGAUAAGAUCGAUCGGGCGGAGUGGUGGAAUACUACCGACGAUACAAAAUUGAUUAAUGACGCAUCCACAGAGCAUUUCGAUACUGUAAUGGCGACUCAUUUCCAAGGCUGGGAAAAAGCCGAGGCACACCAUGACUUUGUCUGGACUGGCAUCAUGGGCGAGACUCCCGAUGCUCUGCCUCACGUGGGAUUGGUUCCAGGCUCUAGAAACCAAUGGAUCUUGGCCGGUUUCAACGGUGCUGGGAUGACCAUGAUCUUCACAAGUGCAAGAGCCCUUACUAAGAUGGUUAUGCAUGAAGUUGUUUAUGAAGAUACGGAUAUACCAAUAUUGUUCAAAACGACAUCUGAUCGGUUAUUGGUUAAAAAUCCGAGUCUCUCCGCGUAA
Molecule: messenger RNA, 1359 nt
Organism: Penicillium verhagenii
Lineage: Eukaryota; Fungi; Ascomycota; Eurotiomycetes; Eurotiales; Aspergillaceae
Product: NAD(P)/FAD-dependent oxidoreductase
Exons: 4
Coding region: 1-1359 (452 amino acids)
Cellular component (GO): cytoplasm
Molecular function (GO): oxidoreductase activity
Source: RefSeq, a predicted model, not a curated record